AAGAAAAGUGAAAUUUUUGCAGGAAAAAGGAAAAAAGACAAGACCCAACACGAUGUUCCGACUGAUGGAUAUGCGAGAGGCUGUCCUCUCAUCCGCCGUGAAGCACUCCCUCCUAUGCGACUCACAGCGUAACGGAAGGUUCCUUGACACCAAGGCACGAGUGCCGUCGUGCGAAAAGCCUGUGGUAAAGGCUCCUCUUCGCAAAGCUCCCAGGGUCAAGGGUCGCAUGAAGCCGAAGAUGACCGAAAUAAAGCGCAUGUUGAUGCGAAAGGCGCCAGAGCCAAAGGAUCCCUUCAAGCAGCUCUUUCCAAACGGCCAUAAGUCCGUUGUGCCAGUGUACUGGAAGGAGUUCUUCCAGAUCGACUGCGCCAUUCGCCCCAUAAAGCCCUAUUCGAACUCCUGGCACGAUGUGAAGGCGCCGCAUCUGGUGGAGCAGCUGAUGUCCGAGAUGAAAGCCGCGAAAUCCAAAGCAAAGAACGAUGUCGAUUUGGUCGAGAGUUUGGAAGAGCUCAAGGGUCACAAAUCAAAAGAUCGCAGUGCGAUUGACAGGCACAUCAAGCAGGUGAUGCUCUCCGUUAUGGCAGAGCCCGAGAUAUCAAGCAAGGGCAUGGGCAAGCAAUUGGCAAUGAGUUCAGCUGAAGCCAAGUCCCAACUGGCCAAAAAAGAGGGCAGCUGCGAGCCCGGCUCGAAGCUUUUGGUCCCAAAAGUUGGGAAGGCAAUCCAGAAGCCACAGAAUCAAGCUCCCAAUCUCCCAAUCCGCGAGAGGAACACGGGCUAUGUCGCUGACAAGGAGACUGAGGAGGCUAAGGGCAACCUGGCCGCCGAAAAGUCAUUGAAGACCGAUGGAAAAGAUGCCAAGACUCUGGACACUGGAGCCAGCGGUGAACCGCAGGUAAAUCUCUUUACCGAAGAAGCCGAAGAGUUGCAGAUUUCCAUGUCUCCGAACUCAAUGGAGGAACCCAAAGAGAACAUUGGAGCCGGGGAAGAUGCUCUGGGAUUGCUGGAAAUGAAUGAGAAGGCCAACAACCUGGUCGCUAAAGAUGCACAGAAGACAAAGGCUGCCGACGUGAAGACUCUGGAGAAUGGAGCCUGCGGUGAACCAGAGAUGGAGCUUAUUAAAAUACCCAAAAACAUGUCCGAGCAGAAGGACAUUGGAGCCGCGGGUGUGCAGCAGGAGCAGAUCGUGUUGGCCAAGGAAAACUCUCCAUAGAGUGAAUAGCUGAAACCAGAGGAGAAUUAGCAGAUAUAAAUUGAUUCCGUUUAGUUGAUUAAUUAUAAAUGUUUAAUAAAUCUCGAAGCAU
Drosophila guanche is the source of this 1301-nucleotide messenger RNA. RefSeq lists its product as uncharacterized. Lineage: Eukaryota; Metazoa; Arthropoda; Insecta; Diptera; Drosophilidae. The coding region runs from base 53 to 1210 and encodes 385 amino acids. The record is from RefSeq and is a predicted model, not a curated record. The transcript is spliced from 3 exons.